Messenger RNA from Aureobasidium namibiae CBS 147.97, 2700 nucleotides. RefSeq lists its product as uncharacterized. Gene Ontology annotation, biological process: mRNA export from nucleus; protein import into nucleus; positive regulation of DNA-templated transcription. The record is from RefSeq and is a predicted model, not a curated record. Bases 1 to 2700 code for a protein of 899 amino acids. Lineage: Eukaryota; Fungi; Ascomycota; Dothideomycetes; Dothideales; Saccotheciaceae. Gene Ontology annotation, cellular component: nuclear pore outer ring. The transcript is spliced from 3 exons. Gene Ontology annotation, molecular function: structural constituent of nuclear pore.
AUGCUCUCAUCACCCCGUGGUCUGAAGCGUUCGCGUUAUGGCAAUGCCAUGAGCGAUUCUUUGCGUCAGUCUACAGGUCUGCGCAUAGACAAGGACCGACAGACUGCCAUCCCCGCCAUUGCAAACAAAUACGCUACCAAUCCCCCUCCACAGCUGGCCGAGUCCGACGACAUGGUCUUGCGUACUGAUUCCCUUAUGGCCCAGCUACAUGCCGACGCCAAACUUGCAACUAGCCCCCUCCCUCCUAAUCGCACCGCACAACAGCUGGGUCGUCUCUGGCAAAGCCACUCACAGAUCAAGUCGCAGUCAGGCUCUAUUGGUCCCAAAUCAAAUUCGGGUCUCGACAAAGCAAACUACCUGGCACAACUCGCUCUCCGCCUUCACCAUCCUUUCUCCGCGUCUGCCAAUGCCCCGUCCGCAUACCGACCUUCGGCCGCCUAUUCCAACCUCGUCAUGUCCUCAGGCCACCCCACCUCGAUACCCCGUGCUCUGCUCGACUGGCUAAACACCUACCACAACCCAUUCCCCGACGAUUUAAAGGACGUCAUGCGCUAUCGCCCAACUCCUGUUGCUCACGAUCGAUUCUGGGAUAUGGUCUAUGCCUGCACCUUGCGCGGCGACGUUCUGAACGCCAUCAACUUACUGGAGACCGCCGAUUGGUCGCAAGCCGAAUCUGCUAUUGAGGACGGUUACGAUCAGCCCGGGUAUGCUGGAAGUCACCUCCACGCUGUUCGUGAAGUCGUCAGCCGAUGCGUGGACCUGCUCAGCACCUGUCCCGCUGUUACCGAGAACGACUGGGAUGUCAAGGGGUCUGACUGGACCAUUUUCCGCCACCGCGUUCGUCGUGAGCUUCAGGACUUGCAGGACUUUGCAGAAGCAGAUAGCCGUGACAAGGACCAGUUUCCAGCCGCACCCUUUGGCAGGGUGAGUAUGAGUUUCAGCACUGCCAGUCGCCGAGCAGAGAGCAAGGUCCCUUGGCUUAUCUAUGAGAGUCUAAAAACUCUGUACGGUCAGCUGCUGGGUAAGAGGGACGAGAUCAUGGUGGCUACUCAGGACUGGUUGGAGGCUGUCAUUUUUCUGACUGCCUGGUGGGACGGUGAAGACGACGACAUCAUGUCGGACGAUUUUGCUGCCAGUAGACGCUCUAUGCGUCAGUCACAGUCGAUGCGUCAAGUCGACGUCUCACCUGUCUUCGCCUACAAGAAACAACUGCUCUUGGCUUUUGCCUCUGUCACCGACAAACCAGACGAAGAUGAGUUCUACCUCAAUACUGUCAACCCUGUCCAGGUUGGUAUUGCCUGUAUUUGCGAAGAUGAUACCCAGGGUCUCGUAGGCAUCUUGAAGUCGUGGUCUCUACCUAUCGCUUCUGCUAUCGUUGAGCUAGCUACCGCCGCGGGUUGGAUGCCUUCUUCGGCAAGCAACAUCCUUGACGCCUUUGAUCAAGACGACUUGAUGGUUCUGAGCCACGGCCAGCCAGUACAGUCCGAUCUGAUUAAACGUGAUGACGUCUUGAUACAAUAUGCCUCGGUUCUGGCAAAGAAAGAUUCCUUCAAGAGCGCGACUGGCAAACCUGUGCAAGAAGGCUGGGAUCUUGCUUGUCGUGUGCUGGGACGUCUUGAUAGCUUCGAGACGGCCAAGACAAAAAUCUCGGAUCUGCUGAACCAGAUUGCCCUUGAUUCGACGACGCGCGUGGAUAAGGUCCUCGCUGUCCUCAACGAGAUCGGUUUGCCUGACCAGGUUUGCGAGAUCGCCGAGCGCUAUGCCGAUGAUCUGGCAGCUUCCAGUCAAGACUACGGUAGCGCUUUGAUCUACUACGCCCGCGCACACGCCUCGCAAAAGCUCCGCAGUACCAUCGAUCUGCUCAUCUCAUUGUGUCUUGUGCAGAGUGCUGCAUUCCCUCCACAGGCAAUCAUCGACCCGCAACUGGAUGCUCUGCUCAACGAUCAACACGCUACUCUCCACCAGGUUGCACGUCAAGAUGUCGCGGCUGCUCAACUACUUGCAUCACAAUUGAGUGGUUACGCGACGCUGCGCCGCUUCUAUGACUUGCGCGACGCAGAUGCUGCCAAAGAUGCAGCGGAAGCUGAUCCCGGUAUGUUGAGGCCAUUGGCCCGGAAGCGGGAAGCAGCCAGGGCGUUGAUGGCCGUCAUCGAGUCCGCCGCGGAUAGUAUUCGUGGUGGCUUGUAUGACCCUGAAGCCCAAUCGGUGGUGCAGGUGGAUGCUUUGAUGGCUUUGUUGUGUGAGGCGUUGCCUCUGAUGAAUCAAACAAAACAGAUCUUGAAGACACCGCACCUCCUCACACUGAUCCGCGCAAUCGAAGAUCUGGAAACCAUCACACCGGGCAUCUACGCUCAGAACUCUGCUGUCUUCAGUGCUGCAAUCAACAGCUAUCUCUCAAACUCAUCCUCGCCUACCACUCUUACACCAUCAUCCUCGACUCCUGAUCUCAGCAAGUCGAUCGCAGGGUUGAAGCAAAGCGUGAGCUGGAACAUGGUCAAGAGCAGCGGCAGCAUCGCAUCCGAACAAAACGGCAAUGGCGGCGACUCUAGUGCCGGUGUAAUGGGAGGCUACCAAGUGCAGAGAGCCUGGGAUUGGAGAGUCGGCGCUGUGCACAUGAAGGGCAAGGCCGUCCAGCCCAAGGACGUGAUGCGGGUGUUGAGGUGCCAAGUUGCUGUCGAGAUGGGCAAGGUGUGGAUGUAA